UACAUAUAGAGAUAAAAUAAUAUCAUUACAAAAUAAACAAAGUUUAUAAAUAAUUUUUGUUUUUGUUAACUAAUAUACAUAAUUCAAAAUGAAAGAAACAGAUCCAAAUCAAAUUUCGCCUGAAAUAUGGGAAAGCUGGAUAUUAGAAGCUAUUGCGAAAAUUCGUAGUCAAAAACAGCGUCCCAGUAUACAAAGAAUAUGUCAAGCAAUUGGUAGUCAUCAUAAAUUUCAUGAAGAUAUUGUUGCUGAAAAAUUAGAAGAAGCUGUUAAUUCAGGUGCUGUUAUUAAAGUUUAUAAUAAAGGUUUACAUUCAUAUAAAGCGCCAAUGGCAAAACGUUUACUUAAAGUUGAAGCGAAUUCAAACUUAUGUAAAAUUGUUUCAAAAGCUGUUUAUGAUUUAGGUGAAUGUGAAGGUUCAACAAUUAAAAGUAUUGAAAAUUAUGUUGAAAAAUUUAAUAAUAUUGAAUUAGCACCGGAUGCUGAUUUAAAAACUGUAAUAUCAAAUUCGUUAAAGAAAGCUGUUUUAGCUGGUUAUUUAAUAAUAGGUGAGAAUAAAACAUAUAAAAAGGGUGCAAAAUCAUUAACAUCACCAAGGAAACCAGCUAAAAAGAAAGAAGAUAAUGAUAAUACAUCUGAUCCAGUUAUCGAUGAUAAAUUAAUAUGUUCACAAUGCUCUGGUAAUGCAUCACGUAAUCAAAAUGGUGUUUCAGAACCAUUAAGUUGUUGUAGUAGUUGCGGUAUGGCAAUUCAUACAACAUGUGCUAAUAUUGCUGGAAAAUGUCAGUCUCAAGUAUUAUUGUAUAUGUUAACUGUUAAAGGUACCAAAUGGUAUUGUCAUAAAUGCAGAGACUGUGAUGGAUGCAAAAAAGAUAUUAACGAAAAAGGCCCUUGUUUAUUAGGCUGUUGUUUUUGUGAAAAAAAUUUUCAUUUAACAUGUGCUAAUCCAGUGCCUGAUAAAAAGCCAAAGUGCCCAUGGAGAUGCAAUUAUUGCUUGCAACAUCAUGAUAACGUUAAACAAAAAACUGGACGUAAAACUGUGAGUGAGGCAAAUGCAGUUAGAAAGAAAAUUACAAAAGCACGCGAACCAACAGCUGAGAAAAAAAAGAAAAUAUCUGAAGUAUUUGCUUCUUUACCAAAUUCAUUACCAACAUCAUUUUCAUCGCAAACUGCAACAGUCAAUACUUCUUCAGUUGCUCCACAAGCUACUCCAAGUCAUAAUCGUCAAAAGUCACGUGUACCUCCAACUAAUCUUUCGGAUUCAGAUACUGAUGAUGAAAAUAACAAGAAACCUGUGGCUAAUAGUGUCUAUCAACAACAAAAAGUUAUAGGUGAUCGAAAGAAGACAUCGCAAUCACCGUUAUUAUUAUCAUCACAAGGAAGUAGUAAUAGUAAUAGUUUUCAAAAUAUGCCACAAUCCGACAAAAUGUCUAAAGAAAAGCAAAAAUUUUUCCGCCAUUCUGCAUUUAAUAGUGAUCGUGUAGUUAAUAAAUUACCACCCACCAGUAUAGCAUCAACUAGUAAACAUAGGGGUGGUAGUCGGGUAAUAACAGUUGAAAAAGCUCGACAAAAAAAUGAAAACCGUGUUAAAACUUUAUCUGAAACAUCAUCUUCAUGUAGCUCAAGCGAAAAUGAAGAAGAAGAGGAAGAAGAUGAAGAAGAUGACAACGAUUCUGAUUCAACAUCAUCAUCAUGUUCCUCGAGUAGUUCUGAUGGCUCUGAUAGUUCCAGUUCAGAUAGUGAUGAUUGCUCUUCGACAUCAGAUAGCGACGAAGACGAUACGGAUAAAACGGGAUCUGAGGUUUCCGUGACAACUAAAGCAAAGUCUAGUAAAUCAACGAAAUUAAGGGGAGCAGCUGGAUCUGGUACAGAUUCUGCAACAAGUUUAAAGUCAAAUUUAUUUCAAACAUUUGGACUAAACGUCAAAGAUGAAAAUUGGGGAUUUGCAGCUGAAGCUAAGAAAAAUGUAGAUAUAUUUUCAAGUAACAGCAAUAAUGCGGGAAAAUCACCGAUAAAUUCCUGUGAUUCAUUUAAUGCGGCUAAUAACAAUAAAAGUUGUACAACUCCUACAAGUGCUAGUCCUAAAAUGACUUCCCGCAGCAAAAAACAGAAAGAUUCCCAAUUGAAAGGUUUAUUUGAUGGCUUGUCUCACAUGUUUACUACUUCAGACUAUUCUAGGGCAAGUAUAAAAAACAAAGAAAAAGAGAAAGCGACAUCGCCAGCACAACUAUCACCAUCUUCAACAAGAAACUCGACGUCAACUCCAGAAACUGGAAAAAAAGAAAUUCUCAAAGAAACUCGUAGUACAUAUAAAGAUUAUGAAAAACAAAUUUUAGAACAAAAGCAACAACAGCCACAGAAGCAACAAUUACAAAACCAAUCACAACAACUGCAAAAUCAAUCUCAGCAAAAGCCUCAGCAACAACAAAAUCAAUCGCAGCCAAAUCAAGAACAUCAACCACCAGACCAACAAUUAGCACAAUAUAAACAGUUAACAAAUCAGCAACAACAACAAACGCAACCACAACUUGUUAGUAGAAAAAAAAAGUCAAAUGUAGUUAACAACCAACAAAAUAUUGAAUUAAGUGAAAUUACUGAAGAAGAAAGACAUUUAAAUAAAGUAAAAACCUCAAAAAAUAUUCCAGAUUCAAAUGUAUCAUCGAAUGUUUUUGUACCUUCCACAAAUUUAAGUAAUCGAACACCAAUUUCGCUUCAACCGUUGAGUGUUCAAAAUUCUCAAGCAAAUGUAAUCAGUACUAAUAACUCAGUUAAUUCCCAAGGCACUAGAAAACAUGUUGUGGCUCUUACAUCUUUACCGUUGGACAAAAAAGCAAAAUCAGCGGCACGACACGAUAGCGAUGAUGAGGUACCCUAUUUAUCAAAGAAAACAAUACAAAAAUCGCAACAACUUGAAGAAAAGUAUGCAAGUGGUGUUAACCCGGAGUCUAAAGAAAAUAUAGCUUUUAGUACCGGGGGUUUUUCUAACUUUGACAAUUCACAACAACUAGACUUUGCUACAUUGAGUGAAAAAAGUAAUCAAAUAAACAUUUUUGGAAUGACGGCAAUGAAUGCUGCAAUCGCGCCCUACAACAACAAUGCUGUUAUGGAAAAUCAACCUUUACCACCUGGAGUUAAGGAGCAAGAUGUUGAAAUGUAUAAAUUAAUUCGAGAAAAGGCAGCCAAAGCUGUAGCUGAAAUCAUGAACCCUGGGGGUCGUUUAAACUUGGCAGUUCCUGGUUUAAAUCCUACCCUUUUAAGCCCAACCUCGUUAGCAAUUGUUGGUCAGGAAAGAUGUCCUGCCGCAAUUGAAUUCGGAAAAUGGGAAAUAGAAACUUGGUAUUCCAGCCCUUUUCCUCAGGAAUAUGCGAGAUUGCCAAAAUUGUUUCUUUGCGAAUUUUGUUUGAAGUACACUAAGAGUAAAGCAGUUUUGGAAAGACAUCAAGAUAAGUGCUGCUGGAGGUACCCACCUGGCACUGAAAUUUAUCGCUGCCACGAUUUAUCGGUAUUUGAAGUAGAUGGAAAUGUGAAUAAAAUUUAUUGCCAAAACUUAUGCCUUUUGGCUAAAUUGUUUCUGGACCACAAAACAUUAUACUAUGAUGUUGAACCAUUUUUGUUUUAUGUUUUAACUAAAAACGAUCGAAAAGGAUGUCAUUUGGUUGGAUAUUUUUCAAAAGAAAAACAUUGUGCGCAAAAAUACAACGUUUCUUGUAUAAUGACAAUGCCUCAAUAUCAACGUCAAGGUUUUGGACGAUUUUUAAUCGACUUUAGUUAUUUACUAUCUCGUGAAGAAGGUCAAGCGGGUACUCCAGAAAAACCAUUGUCCGAUUUAGGAAGAGUUUCUUAUCAUGCUUAUUGGAAAUCGAUAGUUUUAGAAUAUUUAUACAAACAUAAGGAUGAAAAAAUUUCUGUACGUGAUAUAUCAAAGCAAACUGGACUAAUGAUAGCUGAUAUAGCAUUAGCGUUUCAAUUAUUAAAUUUUGUUAAAGUUAUUAAACUAGAAGGAGAUAUUCGUUAUCAAAUUAAUUUUGUUAUUGAUUGGCAAAAAGUAGAUUCCCAUCAUGAAAAAGUAUCAGCAUCCAAAAAUAGAAUUCCAAUUGAUCCAGAAUGUUUGCGAUGGACUCCUUUAUUAACAAACAAUAUAAUAUUAAAUUCACUUAUUAAAAGUACUAGUACAAGUUCUGAAGAUGAAAGUUUUAACGAAAAAAUGCAAUUAAACAACAAUAACCAAAUUUUAGUAAACGAUAUGAAAAUUACCAAUAUUUCAAAUAAUAAAAUUAAAAAUCCGAAACAAAAUCAGCAAAUAUUUAGCACACCAAAUAUAAAAAAACAAUCAAAACAAACCAAAUUAGAAAAGUUUAUGGAAAAUAAAACCAAUAAGUCUGAUGAAAAAUUAUUUAAUAAUAAAAAUGAAAACUGUUUAAUUGCGAAUAACAAAACUGAAUUAAUGUCUAUGUCAAAAACCUCAACAAAAGCCAAAGAAAACAUUGCAAAGUUCGGAAAACCAAAAGAUAGUCUCAAUAAGAAUAUGUUAGGGUUAUGCGAUAAUGUCCCUAAUAACAAAGCAAAAAAAUUAAAGGACUCGCUACAAAGAAAUGUGUGUUUGGGAGAACUAAAAGAUAAUAGCAAAAUAAGCCAAAUAGAAGAAAAUGUGGAAAAUGUAGAAUAUAAAAAAAGAAGACUAUCUAGAGCGAAAUCUGUAGCGCCGGAGAUAAUGGGUAGAUAUAAUUCUUCCGAUUAUUCUUCAGACUCUCCAAAUGUGGACACCCAAGAUUCAGUGAUUUCUCCUAACACCUUACUGGAAAGACGAAAAUCUCUAACAGGGUAUGCACUACGAACGAAUUCAGAAGCAAGUUCAAAACGAGAGUCGGAAUUUCUUUCAAAGGAGAAGAGAAAAUCUACAGCAGUUCGCGAGAUACGCUUACUAAAUGAUAUAACAGAAAAAAAUAGUUGUGUUAAAACAAAGAUAUCAGCAACAAGACAAAGAAGAAAAUCAUUUAGUGCGAACUUGAUCUACAACAAAGAAUUAGUUAAAGAACAACUAUCAGAAAAAGAGUGUGCAAAGGUACAGAAAACAAAGCAUAGAAAAGAAUCAAAGUACGAGUGUCAUGAACAAGAAACCAUACGUCAUCACAAUGUAGAAACGUUCGGGGAAAAUAAAAAUAAUGAAAAUCAAAAUCAGUGCGAAUCAAAAUCGCUGAAAGAUAGAAGGAAGUCUAUUUAUUCUCCAACGGCCAUUGACGAGGAGGAAACCCAUAUACCAACUUUAAGUGAAAGACGGGCUAAAAAAAGUAUGUUGCAAGAACAGCAGCAGCAAUAUUCUGACGCAGUUAUGUCGCAACAUAACAGAUCAAGUAAAAGCAAACGCAAGUCGCCAAAUUUAAGAGUCUCAAGUCACCAAAGCCAAUCUCAAGAAGAUAGAAUAAUUGAAACAACCUCGUCAGGCCGAAAGCGAGUUCGACCAAUGAAAUUCGAAGAAACGACAUAUUCUGAUUUGAGAACACACAGAUCGAUUGAAACAACAAAGUUCCAUGAUGAUGCAAAAAAAUCUAUUGAAGAGUCGAAUCCGUUAAUCUCAAGAAAUCAAAAACGUAAGCGCGGCAGUUCAAUGGGUAAUUCUUUAAAUGAUAAUAAUUUAAAUAAAGAAGAUGAAGAGCAACUGAUUCCGCCUAUGAAGAAACAUGCAUCCGAAGUGAAUUCUGAUUUAUCACCGAUCCCGAAACAGAAGAAAUUCAGUCGUCGCAGUAAUUUGGAAAUUCUUACUUCUGACGCUUUUAUGAUGGCAACUUCGACCCCUCUAAGAAGUAUGAGACAGAGGACAUCGAUUGCAUCGACAGAAAUAGUUGCAGCAACAGUAGAAGCCACUAGCACUCCCGAAAAUAACAUAGGUAGCGGUAAUCGCAAAUCUCUCAGAAGUUCAGUCGUUAAUAACAAUAAUAAUAACAAUAAUAAUAAUAAUAAUAAUAACAAUAACAAUAAUGAUAACAUUAAUAAUUACAAUAAUAAUGACAAUAACAAUUAUAAUAAUAAUAACAACAAUAACAACAACAAUAAUAGAAAUAUCAAUAUUCAUAAUAAUAAUAUUAACGAUAAUAAUAACAACAAUAAUAAUAAUAAUGACAAUAAUGAUAAUAAUAAUAGCCUUAAUGAUGAUAUAAUAGUAAUCGGUAAUAAUAGUAAUAAUAAUAACAACAGUAACAAUAAUAAUAAUUCCGUUAAUAACAUCAGCAAUAUUGACAAUAGUAAUAAUAAUAAUAAUAAUAAUAAUAAUAAUAAUAAUAAUAAUAAUAAUAAUAAUAAUAAUAAUAAUAAUAAUAAUAAUAAUAAUAAUAAUAAUAAUAAUAAUAAUGGAAAUAAUGACAAUAAUAAUAUUAGUGAUGUCAACAGCAGUAACAAUAAUAUAAAUAUAAUUACCAGUAAUCAUAGUAACAAUAAUAACAAUAGUAAUAAUACAAAUACUCUUGACUCGGAAGAAAAUCAACCUGAAACUUCUUCUUUGGAAGUUACAACGGGAUCAUCCCGAAUGAAUAUGCGUUCUAGGCGCUUGGCGACUCGUCAAAAUUCUCAACCAAUACAAGAAAAGAUCGAAACAAGAUUGGGUUCGUUACCUACACGAAAUGUUGAAUCUCCUAAUCCCACAGCAAGCGGGACAGUUAGGAGAGAAUCGGUCCGCAGGAAGGGAGUGCAAAAAAUUUCAGACUCAGUAACUAGCGAAAUGUUAGAAGGAAGUGAAAACAAGAAUGAAACAAAAUGUGAUGUAAACAAAAUUGUUCUCUCUAUUGCUAAAAAAGAACCUGUAGUAGUUUUAAAAGAUCUUUCUCCAUCUCUAGCGAAACGUGAUAAUACAAACAAAAAAGGUUUAACAACAGCUGGUAGCGAUUCUUUAGCUACAACAAACAUUGUAUCGAAAAAGGUCGCUGCAGCAAACGCGCAUCGUAAGAAAGAAGAAAAUGCUUUGCAAAAACAAGGAACGGAUAGUAAGAAAGAAGAACUCCUAACCGCACCCCUACCUAUGAAAAAAGAAAUUUCAAGUGCCUUAAGUAGUGGUGAAAAUUUGCCUUCGCCUUCUGUGAAUAUAACAAAUAAAAGAAAACGUUUUGUAGAACAGCACCGAAACCGAUCUUCAAAUCGUCUUGCUGCCGCAGCAGCAGCCGCGGCUUCAAACACUAUUUCAUCAGAAGAUGAUAAUCACGAUUCGCAAACGUCACCGUCACCUUUAAUAUCAUCAGCUCCUAAAAAGCAGGCAACAAUUCGAGAAUUAUUUGGAAAAAGUGUAUUUUCUAAAAACGAAUCUGUUAAUCUACCUGAAACGCAAAAGGAAGGAGAAAAAUCUGAGGAAAUAAGUUUAGAUACAGAAGAAUCCAAUAACGCGGAUGAAAAUGUUUUAAAAGAAAGUAAAUCUCAACCAGCGGUCAGUAGUACUCUCACUUGCGAAGCAGUUCAAAAAAGUGUUGAACAAUCCUCUGUAGAUGCGCCAAUAACCACGUCUAAUUCGAAUAUAAAAUCAGAAAAACCAAUUAACACUGCUCCAAAAUUAAGGGGUAAAAAGGCAUCAAAUCAGAGAUUGGACCUAGUUCAAGUUGAUAUACCAAUCAUAAAUAACUCUUUAAAUCAAACAGAGUCACAGUCUGAAGAACAAAUGCAUCAACUUGAAAAUAAACUUCAACAGAGUGAAGUCUCGGUAUGCCAAGACAAUGAUUCUAGUUCAGUUUCAAUUGAUGAAACCGACAAAAGCGACAAAAAUGAUUGUAAGGCUGCAUUAUCAAGCUCAGAAAUAAUAUUUACCUCCCCAACAAAAUCUAUGUUGGGUAUCACUUCAGAAACAGCUGAUAAUAAGGUGUUAGAAGCGGUAGCUAAGAAAACCAAAAAAUCUAUGAUCAGUAAUGCACUAAGAAGUAGCACAACAAAUUUCGGAAAUAUUCCACAACAACAAAACUCAAAUCAAAUACAAAGUUCUUCUCAAAAUAAAGUGGAUAUUAAACAUGAAUCUCAAGAUAAAAACGACAAGCCUAUUGUGUGGGAGAAAUUCAUACCCCCAAUAUCCCCAGAAAAGAUUGUUUCUAAUAACAAACCUAAAGCAGAUAACGAGGAACCAAAUGUAGGAAAAAGUACAGACAAAAUGGAUUUCAAUGUUGAGACAAAGUCAAUAGAUAAUGAAAGUUGUGCUGAGAAUAGAACACCAACCACGAUGUCUGAUGGUGUUUUGAAAAUUAAUGACAAAUUAAUAAACAAAAAUAAUUUACAAGAAUCUCAGAUCAAAGAUUCCACAGAGGAAACAAGUAAAGUCCCCCAACAAAAAAAUUCAAAUAAUGAACAACAUAAUCGUCCAAAUGUUAUCAUUGAUACUCAAUGUUCGAAUUCGUCAAAGCAACAAUUAAAUGAGGAAAAUCAAAUUUACAAUAAAGAUAAUAAUUUUUAUAACCGAAAUAUUCAAGAAAUACAAAAGAUAGAUUUAACGAAAACUGAUUCUGGGGAUUCUAGAGAUUCUGUAGAAUGUAACGGUGUUAUGUCAAAACCAAUUUCGCCAACAAAAGUACAAGAUAAUACGAAAGAAAAUAAUAGUAAAAAACAAAUUCAUGAAACUGUUCCAAAAAACGAGACAAGUGCUGCCAAACCGCUAAUGAUGGCAGAAGAAAUGAGAACUUCACAGUCCAGAAGCGGCGAGGGCAGCAGCAGCAACAACAUCAGCAACAAUACCAACAACAACAUGAACAACAUCAUGAACAACAACAUGAACAACAACACAAACAACAACACAAACAACAACAAAAACAACAACAGCACAACCAGCAGCAACAACAACAGAAAUACUCACAACAACACAAUAAACAACUCGAGCAGCAAGGCCAACAACUCCGCAAGCAACAAUGGCAGCAGCAACAUCGGGAACAACAGUUGCAGCAACAACAACAACAACAACAGCAAUCACAAUGCGAAAAGUGGCAGCAACCCACCCAGCGAAUCCAACAACAACGUGAGCAUUGGCAACAACCCCAGCAACAGCAACUACAAUAUGAACAACAGCAAUGUAAACAGCAACAAUCUCAAUCACAACAAGGGGAUCAAUGUGACAAACAGCAACAACAAUUAUUGCAAUACGAGCAGCAGCAGCAGUACGAACAACAACAAAAACAACAACAAUUCAUGCUCCAACAAUACCAGCAAAAUACCAGAGCAACCUAUGGAACUUUCAAAAUCAAACGAUGCGUCGUCGUUGUCGACAGAAUCAUUUGACGUCAACAAACUACAAGGUAUAAAAAAUGAAGCAAAAUCUAACAGUGAAAACAGUUCGGUUAUUAAAGUAGUUCAAAACGAUAUGGCAAUAUCGAUUCCGACAAAAACUAAUACUGACGAAUGCAAUAUUUUAGAUCAAAACGAUAACAAAGAUUCAUCAUCAUCCAGCAAAAAUUCAUUUACUGAAUCAAAUAAUCACUCGAUUAAGAGUACGUCAAAUAGUAAUUCGCAAAACUCGCAGCAAAUACACUUAACAAAAUCUCAUCAAACGGUCAAUUCCAAACCAGAAAUUGAAAUACCUGAAAUAGACCUUACUAAAACUAGUGACUGUGAUAUUCAAGAUAUUGCAUCAAAUUUAGAUGAUGACGACGUUCAAGAAAUAGAAAGUAAAAACAUUCAACAAACGCAACCAUCACAGCAAUUUCAUCAGACUCAACAGUUUCAACAACAACAACUCCCUUUUAAUCCAUUGAAUUUACAACCAACAUCUUGUGCAUUUGAGGCUAAACAACAACAAUUAAUGUUGCAAAUGCAAAUGCAGCUGCAGCAGCAAGAGUUAGAAAAGAAAAACGCGGAAUCAAUAUUCAAAAAACAACAACAGCUUUUGCAGCAGCAAUCAACCGAUAGUAAGAAAACUGAAAAUGCCAAUAAAAAUUUAUUACAUUCGUCUUCAUCAAAUCCUGGGAUGUCUAAAUUAUCAAAUCAUGGCAGUGGUUCCAACAAUAAUGUUUCUAAUUCUAACAUAAUAUCACAUUCUGAUCAGUUAAAGAAGUUGUCUAAUAGCACAAAUUAUUCAACUAGUUCUGGUAACAGUUCAAGUUUAAAACAAUCCGAACACUCACUUUUAUCCUCCUCCUUAGCUUCCGGUAAACAACAAAGUUCUCACAACUCUGCUAUUGGUUCGAAUAACACGAGUUCUGUCACAUCAGGUACUGGUUCAGUAGGAGCUGCUCGUCAUGAAAAAUAUCAAUCAAAAAACAUUCAAAAUUCUUCAUCAAACCUCGAAAAUCCAUUUAACCAACAAAAACAUGCAAUUCAACAGCAACAUCAUCAGCAACAACAACAACAACAGCAGCAACAACAACAGCAACAACAGCAGCAACAACAAAUGGUUAUGGAUUUAAAUAAAAUUGCCCCACAGUUUGCCGCUAUGAAUCAUUUACCAAAUUAUCAUACAACAGCCCAAUAUUGGCAAUGGGAAAGUUACUAUCAAUCAUACAAUUUUCCAAAUUUGGAUACGGGUGGUUCAAAACAAACUCACAAAAAUUUGCACAAAGAUUUGGCCACUUCAAUGGCUUAUAAUAAUUUCCAAAAUCUCUACACGGCUCAAAUGCAACAACAACAGAUGCAUAACAUGCAACAAGUGGCAAGUGUCCAACAACAACAACAACAAGCACAACAGCAAAUGCAAAUGCAACAACAACAAACACUCAAAGAUAAAUUACAAAAAACUGAACGUAAAAUAAAUUCUAUGAAUUCUGAUGUAAAUAAACAAAACAAUAACAAUAAUGUUAAAAAAGAACAAGAAAAAUCGAGAGAAUUAUCUUGCAAUUUUUCCAAACAGCAACAACAGCAACAUCAGCAUCAUCAGUUCAAUCAAUUUUCUAAUAAGCAGAAUAAUUCAUCUAAUAAUCAAAAUAUUAAUAAGAGUCAAAAAAACAACAACGUUGACCAAAACCAACAUAAGCAGUCCACGAGUUCUUCCAGUGCAAGUUCUAUGCAACAUAUGACUAAUUCUUCGAUGCAUCAAAAUAAUCAAAGUAAUAUAAAUAUAAUUACUAGUCAAUUAAGUCAGCAACAGCAAAAUUUGCUCUCUGCCAGCAAAUCGAAUAAUUCAAAUAAUUCUUCCGAAAGAAACAGUGGGGGUCAAAACUCACAACAAUCAUCGGAGCAAAUGUCGGGUAACUCUACACCAAACUUAGACCUUAAACACACUCCUCCAUCAUCAUCUUCUGAAAUGCAAUCUAUGGGCGUCUACACUCCAGAUUCUACGACAAAUUCUGUUCAUAGUUUACACCAUUACAAUCAGUGCGAUCUUGAUGUAGCGCAAUUAGGGUUGGAAUCACCCGCUAGCAUAGCUUCGGAUAUAACGUCACAAAAUUCCGUAGAAAACGUUAGACCACCUAGCGUUCAAAUACAUCAGCAAUUUUCAGAUUGUUCUAUGCAGCAGAAUCAAGGCAGUACCGGUUCUAUACAUAUGAACAUUCAGCAACAAAAUCAUGCAAAUGUGAUGAACGUCCCUACAUCAAGUUCACAAAAUAUGAACCUAAUGAAUGUGUCCAAUAAUAUGCAACAACAACAAAAUCAACAGAGUAGAAAAUUAUCGCAACAGGUUCGUGGUGGGUCAGCAAGCUCUCAACAAAGGUCAACAACACCAAAAAUGAGUCGGGCUUCAAACAAUGGGAACAGUGGUUCAAACAAUGCACAAAACCAGCAACAACAACGUCAAAGAAGUGCAACUCCAGCAACAAAUCAAAUGACUAGUCCAAGUCAAACCAUGCAACUUGCGGCCCAACAACAACAGCAACAGCAAAAUUUAUUAAAUCAAAAUUUACAGAAUAUGCAACAGCACAUGCAACAAUAUGGUCAUUUAUCUGGGACUAUCUCUUCACAUGGUCAUCAUCACCAAAAUAUGCAGACAGACUACCUAAUGGGACAGGGCUAUAACUCCAACUCGCCAAAUUCUUAUAGCCCAUCUCAAAUGGCAUCAGUCAUACAGCAUAGAAUGUCUUCAAAUAAUAAUAAUGGAAAUUCAGGGAAUUCAGGAAGUUCUAAUUCAUUAACAGCACAACAUCCGCUAUCUAGUCCACAUCAUCAAAGGUUAGGUACUUCACCAUCUUCAUGUGCAGUAUCUUCUGCAGCAGCCGCUGCUGCAUGCGCUGCUGUACAAGCUGCAAACAAUUUUUACCUGGGAAAUAGUGGUCAUCCAGCUCAAUCACAAACUCCAAUUCCAUCUAUGGCAAGUUCAACGCCUACACCAUCUGUUACGCCUACAUUACAACAAAUGAAUGCCGUGGCAACCGCAGCCGCGAUAGCUGCAUUGCAAGGAGGAGGACAAUCAAAUACAAAUGGUGCCGGUGGAAGUAAUCAAGGAGCUAGUAAUAACAGUCAAGGGGGAGGAGGAGGAGGUGCAACUACAGGAGGAGGAUCCGCUUUACUUGGUAAUAUGUGUAGUCUUUCAAAAUUACAACAAUUAACAAGUGGCUUGGAUGUUCAACCAUGUAAUACACCACCAGGUUCUACAGGUAGUGGAAGUGGAUUAGUUUCAAAUUUGACGCCAUCUCCAAAUCAUCAUCCGCAUGUAACAAUGACACCACCACCCUCAAUGCAUUUGGGUUCUUCUUCAUCAUCAGGUGGUAGCGCAUCAUCAUUAGGACAUCAUCAACAACGUCAGCUGACAACACCCCCAGCAAGUGGUACAUCACCUUCAUCAGCUGCCGCAGCUGCCUUACAAAUGCAACAUUAUCAAAAAUAUUAUGCUGGAAAUAUGAAUAUGGGUCCAACAUUAGCACAAUUAUCACAAAAUGCAAGCCGUACAGCACGUAAUACACCAUCAGCUCCAGUUCAACAUAUGACUUCAACAGGAAGCUCUAGCAUUGCUCCAACAUCUCGUAGUCCAAAUGUUGCAUUAAGUACAAAUUUAAUGUCACCGUAUGGUACUCUAAAUGGUUAUCGUAUGACAACACAACAAACGCCAGCUGGUUACAUUACAAAUCCUGCUGCAGCUGCAGCUAGUUUUAUUAAUAAUCCAGCUGCACAAAUACCUGUUCAAAUGGGUGUUAUGAAUAUGCAAUCACAAUAUCAAGAUCCAACUGCGAUACAAAGAGCAGCACAACAAAAUUCUAUGUAUUCUGGUUAUCCACCAUAUAUAUCAAUGGGACGUAGAUAGGAUAGAUGAGUUGUUAAGAGAGAGGAAGAAUAAAUUUGGAAAUUAAUAUGCAUAUAAAAAAUAUAUAUGAAAUCAUAAAAAAAAUCAUAAAAAAUUAUGAAUAAAAAAGAAUGUCCAAAUUUAUUCUUUACUCUUCACUUAACAACUAGUAAAUAAAAAUAAGAAUAAAUCAAACAAAUAUAAUACAUAUAUACAAUGUAUAAUAAAAAAAAAAAAACUAGUUCUAAUUAAAUAAGCCACAAAUGAAAAACUAAAAUAAAAUUAUAUUUUUUUAGAAAUCAAAGUAAGAAAAAAACUGUUUUUGUAAGUAAUUUUUUUAUUUUUUUGUUUGGCUAUUAUAUAUAUGUAGACCCAAUUAGAUGGAUUAUAUAAUAU
Condylostylus longicornis is the source of this 13492-nucleotide messenger RNA. RefSeq names its product extracellular matrix-binding protein ebh (gene enok). Gene Ontology annotation, biological process: regulation of DNA-templated transcription; nucleosome assembly. Lineage: Eukaryota; Metazoa; Arthropoda; Insecta; Diptera; Dolichopodidae. The transcript is spliced from 9 exons. The record is from RefSeq and is a predicted model, not a curated record. Gene Ontology annotation, cellular component: nucleosome; MOZ/MORF histone acetyltransferase complex. The coding region runs from base 89 to 13117 and encodes 4342 amino acids. Gene Ontology annotation, molecular function: DNA binding; histone acetyltransferase activity.